This is a messenger RNA of Giardia duodenalis, 3051 nucleotides long. RefSeq lists its product as uncharacterized. The transcript has a single exon. NCBI's taxonomy places the organism in Eukaryota, Fornicata, Diplomonadida, Hexamitidae. The coding region runs from base 1 to 3051 and encodes 1016 amino acids. The record is from RefSeq and is a predicted model, not a curated record.
AUGAUAUUCAGAAUUUUCGUCGAACACUCCGAUUAUGGUGCUCAGAGUGCUAUUGCAGCGACCUUUACUGCACUGGGUAUACCAGUCUAUGCGACACUGGUGAACUACAAAUCAAGUGUCCCCAAAGGCGUUGCUAUCGUGCCACCCUAUCGCACGCAUCCAACGCACUUCAAAUUUUAUCUAUCAGCAUGUAACGUAGUCGUGCUUUCUGAUAAAGACCCUACUGAGGGACAGAUUAUCUUAGACCUUCUGGAAGAGCGCUUCUUCGUGGGCCAUGUCUUUCUCGUCUCGACAUACCUUACUUGGGGGCACUCUCCUAUCGUUCUUGCGGGUACUGGUGAAAAUAACUCUACAAAUAACGGUCUCAGGCACGUAAAUCCAGAGCAGUAUGCACGGAGAAGAGCACUACCAGAAGCGCAAGGAGUAAAGCUCUUAGAGGACAGGCUCGCCAACAUGCUGACUAAGCAGUAUACUGAUGACGAUUCUCUCCAGCCGUGCAUUAGAGGUGCCAUCAUAUCUCACGGGCUUCUCUAUGACUCGUACACUGCGGAGGGCAAUGAGCUGAUGGAACUUGUUGAUUUUGUUGUCGAGACGGGCGUGCUACCAGCCUUUCUGCCCCAAACCUCAUAUACCGUUUCGAUAACGUCAUGCUCCAGGGUCGCUAUUGAGCUUCGGAACUUCCUUCAAAAUACAGUGGAACAGGGGGUCAAUCUUCAGCAUGUCUGCCCGUUCAGGUUUGUUACUGAUGAGAUGGUUCCUCUGGACACCCUGCUGGAUUGUGUCAAUGAGGGUGUGUACGGAUACAGGAAGUUAAGUCCUUCUCCUAUGUCUAAGUUGGAGCUGCUCUCUAAGGGAUUAUCCUCGCGUCUUAUAUCUCUGCUUUCCCUAGCUUGUGUGCCAGAACCCAAUCCAGUAGAUGACUUUAGCUACUCCAAUAGUCAAAUGUAUAUGACAUAUAAACGUGACGAAGACUAUGUUCUGGACUCUGUACAGCAGAUUCUCACUGCAAGCGCUAUCACAGAGACGCCACACAUUGUCGAGUCUGCACGGGGCUACAUUACAGCAAGCAUUUUACUUCGGCGUCCACGUUACACUGUUGUUCUUUUGGGAACCCAAGCCUGUUUCUGCGUCGACGAUAAGGCCAAGCUUUUAGCCUCUUCUCUAAAUACGCCAAUUCUCGAUCUAUCUCUCGCAUUACGAGACCUUGUACAAUUGGGAGAAGCUGCCAAGAGUUCCGCAUUCUGGGUUCCUCUCUUAAACAAGGAUUUACUUCCGACAAAAACUGAUCAAUUGCUUACUUCGGCCAAGCCUGGAAAAGCUAGUGCAGAGCUUGUUUCCAUUGAAGAUAAGGCAGCCCUACUUGUCAAAAUUGUUCACAACCUUCCUGCCAAUGGUUCUACUAGCGAGCUCCUUCUUUCCACUGCCUCGGCAGCGGCCUAUUCGCUGAACGUCAAGGGCUUCAUUGCGGCGAUAUUCAUGCUGCACAUUCGGGCACGCGCCCUCGUUGCCAACGGUUAUCUCCUCGUUCCUGGUAUGAUGUCUGCUGCUGAUUUGGGUAGCCUCUUGGUGACACCUUUGGAGAUCUUUCUCGAUCAGAUGAAUAUAGACCCUGCCCUAGCAGGGGACUCGAAGAAAGCCCCGUCCAAAGGUGAGCUUCCAUUCGGAGUGGCUCUACUGAUGCAAGAAGAUAUCAAAGCCUUGCCAGCGUAUGUCCCUGCCACACACACCUUUAGUCUUCAGCGAGUGGCUGUCAAUCCGCUUUUGGCCGAGGUGAUCACCAAUCCUGAGACUUCUCUGAAAAGGCAGGACAGCUAUAACACAUACAAGUUGCUAGCAGCGUCUUUAGAUAAGCUUCUUAUAAAAUCAAUUCAGCAAGGCAUAGAGGUAAUUGAGGAUCGCGUUAUUGCUUCUUGCCGCCCGUGUUUAUCCGGGGAGCUUCGCUUUGCACCUAUCUUUAUUGACGUCUCGUCCCUUAAUAUAUCCAUUGAGGCGCUGAAAAGAGCAUAUCUCUUAACUGCAGGCCGCGCAAGGCUUAACCUAUUAAAGCAACAGAAUCACUCUGACUCGCAGUUGGUAUCCACAAUGAGCUAUCUGAACUCUUGCUUACUUGAGCUUAACGGUUCAAAUUGGCGUUCCACUGCCAUGAGGCAGCUGGCUGUCUUAAGGCAAAUCCACGCCGUUAGCGACGGCUAUUUUGAAUAUUUGGGAGAACGUCCCACUCCUACCUCGAUUUUGGUCAGCAUGGCUCAGAUGAAGAGCAUCUAUGGUCCUGAAGCCAUUUUAUCCGAGAUACGUAAACACCUUGACCCUUCCACAAACACGUCCAUACAAGUGCUAGUACGGACUGGCGAUAAUACCAUACCACAGUCCAAAAUCCAGCUGAACAAUCUUAUGCGAUUUACAAACAUCCAUCCAGAGUUACGGGUCAUAAAUCUACUUCCAAAUCUAGGUUCUGAGGGAAGGCUAAUGACAGGGCUUUCGGCUGCAGCCUUAGCUCCUAGUGCUCCCUGCGACUCUAAUUCGAAUCUUUAUGAUGUGCUUGUAUUGAGGGAAUUGUCUAGGCAAUCUAAUACUGCGCCUGUUCUACACGCAGGAAGCAGUACUCCAGAACAGAGGCCCGAAGCUGGUGUAAGGGAUGUGUUUAGCUCACUCAGCGAGUUAAGCCGUAUGCUGCCUAGUGUAGAGGAGAAGGGUGACCUCAAUACCUACGAAGAUGUCGAUAUUCCGGAGGACCCCCUUCCCUCCGGAUACAAUAAAUCUGACGUAAAAGAAACCACAGAGAGCAUGCUGACGCCACGGUCAACAAGACAGGAAAGCGGGAACGAGUGCUCUGAUGAGGAAGAAUAUCCUAACACUGCUAUAGGGAACCUGAACUACUUAAGGGACACCGUCGCUCCCUAUUUGCAACCAGCUUUGGCAAACUGUAUGGCGAAUUUUGGAGGGAAGCUACAUGCUGAGCAGUUUAUACAGCGCAUGGUUCAGGAGAUGUAUACCGAAUUCUAUAAUGCAAAUCCAGACGGGUGUAGACCAGACUCGUCUAUGGAGUGCUAA